UCUGGUCUGAGGGGGAAUGAAGGAUUCCUGUGGCACUCUUGAAGUUGAUCUGUACUCUGUAAGGAAUUAAUAACGGACCGAGGGGAAUAACAGACAAGGAUUUCCACCCUGGAGCAUCCAGCCAGACGCAGCAAGUCCGUUCCUGUUUGCAACUGCUGCCUGUGACAACCUCUCUCCUAAGGAAUUAUGAAGGGCUUCACUUGUCUCAGAGAACCUCUCCUCUUCUUUUUUGUACUGGUUUCUUUGUUCAAAUAUGGUUUGGCUUAUAACAGACUACCGUUUUUUCUAAAUUACUUCUUCGACACAUACUUGCUUAUAAAUGAAGACACUCCAGUAGGUUCAUCAAUAACACAGCUACGUGCUCAAGACUAUGACGACGACAAACUGGUGUUUGGGGUUGUAGGUGAUGAAGCCAGAAGUUUUUUUGCUGUCGAGAGUGAAACUGGUGUGGUAUGGUUGCGGCAAACCUUAGAUCGAGAGACUAAAUCAGAAUUCACCGUUGAAUUUUCUGUCAGUGAUAGCCAGGGGGUUAUUAAAGGCAAAGUGAGUAUCCAAGUCGGUGAUGUCAAUGAUAAUGCUCCGACCUUCCACGGCCAGCCAUACACAGUGCGCAUUUCAGAGAAUACACCGGUGGGAACUCCAAUCUACAUUGUGAAUGCAACAGACCCUGAUCAGGGAACAGGUGGAAGUGUGCUAUACUCCAUUCAACCACCUUCCAAUUUUUUUGCCAUAGACAAGUCCCGGGGCAUUGUGACUGUGGUCAAUCAACUGGAUUACGAGAUCACUCAGGCUUAUCAACUUCAAGUCAACGCAACGGAUCAAGACAAGACAAAACCACUUUCAACAUUGGCCAACCUCGCCAUUACAAUCACUGACAUUCAAGACAUGGAUCCAAUCUUUGUCAACUUACCAUAUAGCACUAACAUAUAUGAAAAUUCCCCUCCGGGAACAACAGUACGUAUGAUAACCGCUAUUGAUCAAGACAAAGGGCGUCCAAGAGGAAUUGGCUACACAAUAGUUUCUGGGAACACAAACAGCAUAUUUGCCUUGGACUAUAUCAGUGGUGCUUUAACGCUAAAUGGGCAGUUGGACAGGGAAAACCCCCUGUACACCUCUGGAUUCAUCCUCACAGUGAAGGGGACUGAACUGCUGGAUGAUCGAAGCCCUUCUGAUGCUACAGUGAAAACUACAUUCAAUAUUCUAGUGAUUGAUAUCAAUGACAAUGCCCCACAGUUUAAUAGCUCAGAAUAUACAGUCAGUAUUCCGGAACUGGCACAACUGGGGUUUGCGUUGCCCCUGUAUAUCCAGGUUCAGGAUAAAGACGAGGGAGUGAACAGUGCCUUUGAAGUCUACCUAGUGGGAAACAACUCCAACCACUUCAUCAUUUCUCCAACCUCUGUCCAAGGGAGAGCAGAUAUCCGCAUGCGAGUUGCUGUGCCACUGGAUUAUGAGACAAUCCCUCGCUAUGAGUUCUCUCUAUUUGCAAAUGAAAGUGUCUUGGACCAUGUGGGAUUUUCCCAAGUGAAGAUUAAUCUGAUCAACGAGAAUGAUAACCGCCCCAUCUUCAGUCAGUCGCUCUACAACAUUACUCUAUACGAGAACGUUACUGUGGGAACCACUAUUCUCAAAGUCUUAGCUACGGACAAUGAUAUUGGUACUUUUGGAAAAGUGAGCUAUUUCUUCAGUGAUGAUCCUGACAGGUUUUCACUAGACAAGGAUACGGGAGUAAUAGCCCUUAUUGCCCGGCUGGACUUUGAAACUACUCCACGCUACACCCUUACAGUGAUUGCCAGAGAUGGAGGUGGUGAGGAGACAACCGGUCGUGUGCGAAUCAAUGUCUUGGACGUCAAUGACAACAUCCCUAUCUUUCAGAAAGAAUCCUAUCUGGGAGCAUUAAGAGAGAAUGAGCCAUCAGUGGUCACAGUUAUCAAACUUCGGGCAACCGAUGAAGACUCUCCACCAAAUAACCAAAUUACAUACAACAUAAUUCAGGCUUCGGCAUUUCGCAGCUUUUUUGAAAUCUCUAUCUCUGAAGGUUAUGGAGUAAUAACUGUGAUUCGACCUCUGGACUAUGAACAAAUUUCAAAUGGUGUUAUUACUUUGAUGGUUAUGGCAAAGGAUUCAGGAGUGCCAUCGCUAAACAGCACUGUACCUGUCAGCAUUGAGGUCUUUGAUGAGAAUGACAACCCCCCGACAUUCAGCCGGCCAUCGUAUGUCAUCACAGUGAUGGAAAACAUCAUGGCAGGUGCUACCGUGCUAUUUCUCAAUGCUACUGAUUUGGACCGUUCCAGAGAGUAUGGCCAAGAGUCUAUAAUAUAUUCAUUGGAUGGUUCACCUCAAUUUCGAAUAAAUGCUCGAUCAGGAGAAAUCACCACGACAACUCUACUGGAUCGGGAAGCUAAGUCAGAGUACAUCUUAAUUAUCCGAGCAGUGGACGGUGGUGUUGGACCCAAUCAAAAAAUUGGCAUUGCAACAGUAAAUAUCACAUUGUUGGAUAUAAAUGAUAAUGCCCCUCAAUGGAAGGAUGAACCUUACCUUAUUAACCUGGUAGAGAUGACCCCACCGGAUUCAGAUGUCACUACGGUGGUAGCUUUUGAUCCAGACCUUGCUGAGAAUGGAAGCCUGGUCUAUAGUAUCAGCCCGCCCAACAAGUUCUAUACCCUGAAUAGUACUACAGGAAAGAUACGGACUACAGGGGUGGUCCUAGACAGGGAAAACCCAAAUGCGCAGGAGGCAGAACUGAUGAGGAGAAUUGUUAUCUCAGUAACAGACCGUGGAACACCGCCUCUCCGUGCCACAAGCAGUGCUACCGUAUUUGUGAAUUUGCUAGAUCUUAAUGAUAAUGACCCCACAUUUUACAACCUGCCAUUCACUGCCGAGAUCCUGGAGGGCACUUCUGUCGGAGCAUCUGUAUUCCAGGUGGUGGCUAUAGACCUAGAUGAAGGUCUGAAUGGACAAGUGACCUAUCGGAUGCAGGUUGGAAUGCCACGUAUGGACUUUGUCAUAAAUAGCACAAGUGGAUUAGUGACAUCUACAGCUGUUCUAGACAGAGAGAGGAUCGGGCAGUAUUACCUUCGGGUAGUGGCCAGUGACGCCGGAUCUCCAUCAAAAAGCUCUACCAGUACUCUUACAGUUCGUGUGUUGGAUGUCAAUGACGAGAGUCCCACUUUCUACCCAAUGCUGUACAACCUUUCACUCGCUGAGAACGUUCCUCGGGAUUAUGUUGUAGCACGCCUGAAUUGCUCAGAUGCGGACACAGGAUUGAAUGCAGAGCUCAGCUAUUUUAUAACAGGAGGAAACCAAGAUGGGAAGUUCAUGGUUGGGUUUCGUGAUGGCGUACUGAGAACAGUUGUGAAUCUUGAUCGGGAAACAAUGUCUUUCUACAGCUUGAUCUUGGAAGCUAUUGACAAUGGACCAGCAGGAAAUCGGAAAACAGGCACAGCCACUGUCCUUGUAACCGUAUUGGACAUCAAUGAUAAUAAACCAAUCUUCCUGAAGAGUAGCUAUGAAGCCACAGUUCCAGAGAAUGUUCCAGUAUUGAGCAGCAUUGUACAGCUGGAAGCCACUGAUGCAGACGAAGGGGAUAAUGGGAGAGUUUGGUACCGUAUCAUUAGUGGAAAUGAUAAAAAUAACUUUCAAAUUGAUGUUAGCACUGGAUUACUUAGACGAGGCCCCCAGGCCCUGGACAGAGAAACAAAUGCAUCUCAUGUCUUGGUGGUAGAGGCGUAUAAUGGUGACCAAGGACCCAUGAGAAGUUCUGUAAGGGUGAUUAUUUACGUUGAUGAUGUUAAUGAUGAGGUGCCAGUCUUCACACAACAGCAAUACAGUCGCUUGGGCCUCCGAGAAACAGUGGGGAUUGGAACAUCUGUUACAGUUGUCAGAGCUACUGAUCGGGACACAGGCGAUGGUGGAAUAGUGAUCUACAAGUUGAUCUCAGGCUCUGAUGGGAAGUUUGAAAUUGAUGGAAGCACUGGCCUGCUGACCACCAUAGAUUAUCUAGACUAUGAGACUAAAAUCAGUUACACUAUAAAUGUGUCAGCCACAGACCAAGCUCCGCCGAACAAUCGUGGUUUCUGCUCCAUCUAUGUCACUUUAAUGAAUGAACCAGAUGAAGUUGUUCAGUUUACCAGCACCAGAUACGAGUCUGUGAUACUAGAGAACAUUGCCACCGGCACUGAGGUUCUUCGUGUACAGGCUCGUUCUAUUGAUAACUUAAACCAGCUAACCUACCGGUUUGACCAGAACACAAAUGCACAGGCCUUGGAGCUUUUCAAAAUUGAUAAAAUUACAGGUACAAUAACAGUGAAAGGUUUGGUGGAUCGUGAGAAGGGAGACUUUCACUCCUUGACAGUGGUGGCAGAUGAUGGGGGGCCCAAGCUUGAGACUACUGUGGUACAGAUAACAAUUUUGGAUGAGAAUGACAACCGUCCCCAGUUUGAUCCAACUUCUGAAUCAGUAGUCAAUGUAGCAGAGGACUGUCCCACAGGAAGAAGAAUAGCUUUAGUCUUGGCUAGAGAUCCUGAUGCCGGCAGUAAUGGGGAGGUGACCUUUUCUCUAACAGCUGGAAAUGGUAAUAGGCUUUUUGACAUCCGCACCACAAACAAUACGUAUGGUGAAGUGUUUCUAGUGCAACCAUUGGACAGAGAAUUAUUGGAGUUGCAUUCUUUAAAGAUCCAGGCUUCUGAUAAAGGGUCCCCUCCUCGAAGGACAGAUUACACCUUAACAGUAAAUGUAUUGGAUGUGAAUGACAAUCCUCCUCUAAUUAAUAGUCCAUUUGGCUACAAUGUCAGUGUUUUUGAGAAUGUAGGAGGAGGGACAUCGCUUAUAAGAGUCACAGCAACAGACAAGGACAAAGGGCUGAACAGUGUUCUCUCUUACUACAUCACACAAGGCAAUGAUGACCUUAUUUUUCGAAUGGAUAGACUCACUGGUGAAAUUGCAACUCGCCCAUCUCCUCCUGAUCGUGAAAAACAGAGCUUCUAUCGGCUUAUGGUUGUAGUGGAAGAUGAAGGAACCCCAGCUCUCUCAGCAACGACAUUAGUCUUUGUGACCAUCCUAGAUGAAAAUGACAAUGCUCCCAUGUUUCAAAGGCUGCUGUAUGAAGUUACUUUGGAUGAGGGUCCUCUGACACUUAACUCUGUGAUCAUCACAACCACAGCUGUGGAUCAAGACGAGGGUCUUAAUGGAACGGUUACCUACUCCAUUAUAAGUGGCAACCUUCAGAAUACCUUUAACGUAAACAACACGACGGGUCUGAUUCGUGCAGUGAGGGAGCUGGAUUAUGAGGUGUGCCUGGGCAGAUAUACUCUAAUUGUGACCGCCACUGACAGGUGUCCUAUAGUGCUACGCCGUCUGACAUCAACAACCACGGUCUUAGUCAAUGUAAAUGACAUCAAUGACAACUGGCCAACAUUUCCAAAGUCAUAUGAAGGCCCUUUUGAAAUCACCGAGGGCCAACCGGGUCCCAGAAUAUCAACAUUUAAAGCUGAAGAUAAAGAUUCAGGUCUCAAUGGCCAAGUGGAGUACAGCAUUGUUGGUGGUGAUAUUCUUGGGGAAUUUGUAAUCUCUUCAGUCGAGGGCGAUUUGAGAGUUCGAAAGGAUUAUGAACUGGAUCGAGAGAACAUUGCUUUCUACAACAUAACUAUAAUGGCAAAGGAUAGAGGCAGCCCACCAUUCAGUGCCACGGCCAUUGUUGAUGUGCGUGUAUUAGACAUUAACGACAACGAUCCUGUUAUCCUUAACCUUCCAUUAAAUAUAACCAUCAGCGAGAACACACCUGUAUCAACACCUAUCACCAGAAUUCUGGCUAGUGAUGCUGACACUGGCCGUAAUGCCAUUCUGACCUUUAACAUAACUGCAGGGAAUGGAGAGAAUACUUUUUUCAUCAAUGAAAACUCAGGAAUAGUUUAUGUGAAUCGUCAGCUGGACAGAGAGAAGGUUUCUGAGUACAGGCUAACGGUGACUGUGAAGGACAAUCCAGAAAAUAUCCGUAAUUCUAGAAGGGAUUUUGACUUGCUGAUUGUGACAAUCGCCGAUGAGAAUGAUAAUCGGCCUGUGUUCUCUCAAGGAUCGUAUCAGGCAGAGAUCAUGGAGAACUCUCCAGCCGGAUCAUCCAUCAAUGUCCUGAAUGGACCUAUUAUAGCUUUAGAUAGUGACUUAGGACCAAAUGCUGUGGUGUCAUAUCGUCUACUUGGGUCUCAGAUGGAUUUGUUUACCAUGCACAACAGCACAGGUGUUGUGGCUGUGAAAGUGGGCAGAGUUAUUGACCGAGAAGCUUUCGGUGUCCCAGUGCUGAAUCUCACCCUGGUGGCAGAGGAUAUCGGGAAGCUGAAUGACACAGCCAUUCUUGUUUUAACAAUAUUAGAUGCUAAUGACAAUAGACCCAUCUUUAGUCCACUGAGUGUUGUUGUGCAUCUCCAGGAGAACAGCCCUCCAGGUUUUUCUGUUGUGCAGGUUAUGGCAACGGAUGCAGACAGUGGCCCUAACCAGCAACUAAGCUACCGCAUUGAAAGUGGUGCUCAGGAUAGGUUUCUCAUUGAUGUAAUCACAGGGGUUAUAAGGGUAGCCAAUGUAACUGUGGAUAGGGAAGAGAAAGAUUCCUACAGGCUGAUGGUUGUGGCUGCGGACCGCGGCACCACUCCCUUGUCUGGAAGCACCACAGUAAAUAUCCUUAUUGAUGAUGUUAAUGACUGCCCACCAGAAUUUGUCAAUCCAAUCCAAACUGUGAGUGUCUUGGAGUCAGCUGUGGUGGGAACCAUUAUAGCCGAGGUCACUGCCAUUGACCGAGACCUCAACCCGCGUCUGGAGUAUUACAUCAUAGAAAUAUUGGCCACUGAUGACACCAAUGUUGUUGUGCCCAAUCAGCAAGAAGCUUUCAGUAUUAACUUCAAAACAGGAGCAGUUAUGGUAAAGUCUCCUCUGAAUAGAGAGCUUGUAGCUACAUAUGACAUUACUGUCUCUGUAUAUGAUAAUGCAAGUCAGGUGGUUGACAAAUCAGUCAGUGUCCCUAAUGCAAAGCUAACCGUCAAUAUUCUGGAUGUGAACGACAACACUCCUAGAUUUCGCCCUUUUGGAGUGACCGUAUUUUCCCAAAGAAUAGUUGAAGGCGCCACCCCAGGAACCACGCUGCUAUCCGUUUCUGCUGUAGAUCCAGAUAAAGGAUCUAAUGGUCAGAUCACCUACUCUCUCCUUAACCUUCGCCCAGCCGGAUAUGUCCAACUUGAAGAUAACACGGCAGGAAAAAUAAUCGCAAAUCGUACUGUUGACUAUGAGCAGGUGCAGUGGUUCAAUUUCACUGUCAGGGCCUCAGAUAAUGGUUCUCCUCCUAGAUCGUCUGAGAUUCCAGUGUGCCUUGAGAUUGUGGAUAUCAAUGAUAACAAUCCUAUAUUCAGCCAGUCAUCAUAUCAGAAACCGGUAUUUGAAGACAUUCAGCUUGGUUCUACUGUCCUACAGAUUAAAGCCACGGAUGCAGACUCCGGCCGCUUUGCUCUCAUUCAGUACAGUCUUGUGGAUGGAGAGGGCAGAUUUGGGAUAAAUCCUACAACGGGAGAUAUAUACAUCCUGUCUCCACUGGACAGAGAGAAGAAGGAUCAAUAUACUCUCACAGCCAUUGCCAGAGACAAUCCCGGGGAUAUUGCAAGUAACCGCCGUGAAAACUCUGUGCAGGUGAUUAUCACAGUUCUAGAUGUUAAUGACUGCAGACCUCAGUUCUCCAAAAGCCAGUUCAGCACCAGUGUGUAUGAGAAUGAGCCAGAGGGUACAUCUGUCAUCACCAUGUCAGCCACAGACCUGGAUGAGGGAGACAACGGGGUGGUGACGUAUAAUCUGCAGGGCCCUGGUGCCGAGGCUUUCUUCAUUGAUAAAGACUCUGGGCUGAUAACAUCCCGAAGACUUCUCCAGUCUUUUGAACAUUUUAACUUGACUGUCGUAGCGACUGACAAAGGCAAACCCCCUUUAUGGGGGAUCACCAUGUUAAGAGUGGAUGUGAUUGAUGUCAAUGACAAUCGGCCUGUGUUCGUCCAGCCAUCCAAUGGUACAUCCAACGGUACAAUACUACAAAUAAAAGAGGAAAUUCCUCUGAAGUCCACAGUAUGUGAAGUUUAUGCCACUGAUAAUGAUGAAGGCUUGAAUGGAGCAGUGCGGUACAAACUACUGAAAACUGGAGCUGGGAAUAAGGACUGGGAAUACUUUAGUAUUGAUUCAAUUAGUGGACUUCUUCAGACUGCUCAAAGAGUAGAUCGGGAGAAACAAGCCAUGUAUAAUUUAAUUAUUGUUGCCUAUGACCUUGGCCAGCCAGUGCCUUAUGAGACCAUGCUACCUCUUCAGAUCGCUCUAGACGAUAUUGAUGACAAUGAGCCCAUCUUUGUCCGACCUCUGAGAGGUGCUUUGCAGUAUCAAAUUCUUUCAGUACCUGAACACUCCAAACCUGGAUCUGUGGUGGGAAAUGUCAGUGGUGCUCUGGAUGCAGAUGAAGGCUCAAAUGCUAUUGUGUAUUAUUUUAUUGCAGUUGGCAAUGAGCAAAACAGCUUCCAACUGACCCCAUUAGGAAAAAUGAAUGUUCUGAAGAACUUGGACAGGGAAAUGGAACCAUAUUAUUCUCUGAUAGUGAAAGCAUCCAGCAACAGAAAUUGGUCAGCCAAAAAAGCAAUGAGGUCUACAGGUAUCCAGACCUUUGAUCCCAGCAUAGACUCCACUUUGCAGGAAGUGAGGAUCUAUCUUGAAGACAUUAAUGACCAACCACCCCGAUUCACAAAAACGGAGUAUACAGCAGGUGUUGCAACUGAUGCCAAAGUGGGCUCCGAACUCAUAAAAGUUUUAGCACUUGAUGCUGAUGUGGGAAACAAUAGCCUGGUGUUCUAUAAUAUCCUGGGCAUUCACUACAUCAAGCUCAACUCAAACUAUUCAGAGGAAGUGAAAACUAUUUUUGUCAUUGGUAAUGUUGAUGGUAUUAUUCGGACUUUUGACCUAUUUACUGCAUACAAUCCUGGCUAUUUUGUGGUGGACAUCAUGGCUUCGGACCUGGCUGGACACAACGAUACUGCUGUCGUUGGUAUAUAUAUUUUACGGGAUGACCAGCGCUUAAAGAUUGUAAUUAAUGAGAUCCCGGAUAGAGUACGUGAAUUUGAGGAGGAAUUUAUACGCUUGCUAUCUAAUAUCACAGGAGCCAUUGUCAACACAGAUGAUGUACAGUUCCACGUAGACAAAAAAGGCAGAGUGAACUUCGCACAAACUGACAUGCUGAUUCAUGUGGUAAAUCGUGACACCAACAGAAUACUUGAUGUGGAACGAGUUAUACAGAUGAUCGAUGAGAAUAAAGAACAAUUACGGAAUCUCUUUCGCAACUACAAUGUUUUGGAUGUUCAGCCAGCCACAGCAGCUGGUACUACAGAGGACCUGACUGCUUUACAGAUGGCAAUCAUUAUAUUGGCUAUACUCCUGUUUCUAGCUGCCAUGCUAUUUAUCUUUAUGAACUGGUACUAUCGGACUGUACACAAGAGGAAACUGAAAGCGAUAGUAGCCGGAUCCACUGGAAACAGAGGUUUCAUGGAUAUUCUCGACAUGCCCAAUACAAAUAAGUACUCAUUUGAAGGGGCGAACCCUGUGUGGCUGGAUCCUUUCUGUAGGAAUUUGGAGUUGGCAGCACAAGCAGAGCAUGAAGAUGAUUUACCUGAGAACUUGAGUGACAUCACAGAUCUUUGGAACAGCCCAGCAAGAACACAUGGUACCUUUGGCCGUGAGCCAACAGCCACUAAGCCAGAAGAUGACUGCUACCUUCGUGCGGCAAUUCAAGAAUAUGAUAACAUUGCAAAAUUGGGACAGAUCAUGCGAGAAGGACCUAUUAAGUUGAUCCAAAAUGAUGUGGAUGAAGAUGAGGAUCAAAGUCCAAGACAUGGUUCUCUACGUUUCAAACAUAAGCAGCCAGUAGAAUUAAAGGGACCAGAUGGAAUUCACAUUGUUCAUGGCAGCACAGGAACUCUUUUGACUUCUGACAUGAAUAGCUUGCCAGAGGAUGACCAAAAGGGUCUGGGACGAUCCUUGGAGACACUUAACACAGACAACUGUGUAUUCAGUGAGAGAAAUGCACGCACAGAAUCUGCCAAGUCCACACCAAUGCACAAGCUGAGAGAUACUAUAAUGGAGAGCCCUCUGGAAAUAACAGAAUUAUGACUAGAGGUGGCCUCAUUGGUCUAGCAGUUAAGAAAUGUGUACUGAGCCAACAAAUCAGCAUCACAGCACAACUUCAAGAGGGGGUAACUUGUGCUAGCACAAUAUAGGCUUCGAGAACACUAUAAGCACAGUUAAAUCAUCUAUUACAAAGUGGACUUGUAGAUUAUGCAACAGAUUACCACCUAAAAGCUGUGAUCUUGUGUACUUAAUUCCCAGUAUGAAUGGAAAGUUUUCCACUGUUGACAUGUGCCAUUUCAUGGUAUUUUAAGUGGUACUACAAAUUGAUGUAAGAAAACAAAUUUGGCUGGAAAGAGUGGGCAAUAAUGCUGAAAAUGGCUUGGUACAAAGGAUUCUUUUCUGCUGGCAGUGCAAUACUUUUCUAGUGUUGAAAGGAGUAUUCUUUUAAAAACAAAAACACUGGACAAAAACACUGCCUAAAGGCCUCUGAGGUCAUAACUUUGUAUUUUGGGUGAGUGUGUUUUAGUUGUGCUGGCUUACCAAAACUACAUGUAUCACACAGCACAACCAGCAAGACUUUUGAAACCAUUUAAGUGUGUACUUUUAUUCAUUUUUAAAUGUAUGUGAUUUUUGUGUUUUUUAUGUUUGUUUUGUAUGUUUGAAGAUGAAAAAAAUCAAUUGCUUUAAAAUGCCUUGCGUCUCAUCUUUAAUCCGACAUUCCAGAUGUUAUUAAAUUGUUUAAUGAAGAACCCAGAACAUUUCAUUGACUGCAUCAAAUUAAUUAAGUGUACUUUGUAGAAUAAGUGUUAUUUAUAUAUAUUUUUGUGGGGAGGGGGUUAAUUGGCUGCUCAACCCAACUAGUAAGUAACUUAUAUAUUAAAUUAUUUUUUGCAACUGGUCUAUUAAACAACGGUAUCUUGAAAAUGGUGAUGUUUUCAAUUUUUAAGUAAAAGAUUUCUGCUAUUAAUCUGCAGAAAAUUAUUAAAAACUGAAAACAAUAUACACAGCAGGCCAGUGUAAUAAAAUGUAUUUGUGGUAUAUGGAGUUGAACAAAGAAAGGAAGUGACACUGUCAUUUAAAGUUAUGAUAUAAAUAAAGUUUUUCUUUGGUUUCAUAGGAUUGUUUAUGUUCCUUAAAACGUACAAGAAAAACAUGAGGACAUUAUUAAAGACUAGUGUAACAUGGUUUUUUUUUUUUCAAUUUUCCGAAUAAUUUUAAAUGUGUUGAUAGCAAAGUUAACAUAUAUUUGUAACAUUAUUUUGUCUAUGCAGUACUUGACUUGUGGUUUUAUGGUGGGUCCAGCGAGAAGACCCUCUUACCCGGACACAGCCAGUGGGAGUGUGCAGCGCCGGUGUGGGGGGUGAUGGAGCUGCAGCGUUGAAGUAACCUUGACUUACAGUGCUGCUAGCUUUGAGAAAAAAAUUCAGUUGAAGCAAAAAAAAAAAAAAAAAAAAGCUUCCUGGGCUGCAGAAGCCCACUGGUCAGUCCACCUGCUAUUGCUGCAGGCACCAACUUAAAACUGAGCUACCAAUGCCUGUAGGCGGGGUUAUAGAGGAGUGAAGCUAUGCAUCCUGGAACAGCUAAAGCAGAGGUUCUCAAACUCGGUCCUCAGGACCCCACACAGUGCAUGUUUUGCAGGUAACCCACCAGGUGCACAGGUGUAUUAAUUACUCACUGACACAUUUUUAAAGGUCCACAUGUGGAGCACAUUAUUUCAAUUGUGAUUCUGUGAGGAUACCUGCAAAACAUGCACUGUGUGGGGUCCUGAGGACUGAGUUUGAGAACCUGUGAGCUAAAGCUUUAACUGGUGCUCGGAUGCCUCAUUCACCAUGUGUCCCUGUAGAAAUCCUACAUACCCUGCUGCAUAUAUAAAUUAGAAAGUCCAACUGCUAACAUACACCAAAGUAUGCAUUGAAAAUUGCCAUAGAUAUUGAUUAUUUUAUAGCACUUUACAGUGACAUCCUGUUUGUUGUAUAAUUCUGUGACCAAAAAGUGAAUGAAUUAAUGUCACAUAUAAGUGUUAAAAACAUUACUUUUUUUUAACAAUGAGUGGUGACAGUUAAGUGUUGCCAAAAUAUGACUGAUGGGUGUUAUCAGGAUAAUGGUCAAAUAGGAUUAACAAUAAAAAGCCACUCUAUAUAUAGGAUAUUUGGUUAUGGCUUGUGAUUUUGUAUACUUCUAAUCAUCAUACAGUUGUCAUAGAGAUAUUUCAUAAUUAUAUUACCAGGUUAUAGAGGU
Messenger RNA from Pseudophryne corroboree (corroboree frog), 12363 nucleotides. It is a transcript of the gene CDH23, whose product is annotated as cadherin related 23. Gene Ontology annotation, molecular function: cadherin binding; calcium ion binding. NCBI's taxonomy places the organism in Eukaryota, Metazoa, Chordata, Amphibia, Anura, Myobatrachidae. The coding region runs from base 187 to 10167 and encodes 3326 amino acids. The record is from RefSeq and is a predicted model, not a curated record. Gene Ontology annotation, cellular component: catenin complex; plasma membrane; adherens junction. Gene Ontology annotation, biological process: cell-cell junction assembly; homophilic cell-cell adhesion; multicellular organism development. The transcript is spliced from 67 exons.